Molecule: messenger RNA, 795 nt
Organism: Cryptomeria japonica (Japanese cedar)
Lineage: Eukaryota; Viridiplantae; Streptophyta; Pinopsida; Cupressales; Cupressaceae
Exons: 3
Coding region: 1-795 (264 amino acids)
Source: RefSeq, a predicted model, not a curated record
AUGGGGUAUGAGGUUAGUGGUGAUAUUCUUGCUGCAUAUGAUCCACACCUCUUGAGAAAUCCAGUAGACACUACAAAGGAAAGCUUUGGAACAUAUAAGGAGAAAAGCUUGAGUCUGCAUUCUCAGUUCACCAAACCUGGAAUGCAGAGGAAAGAGAGGAAGGAAGUGGAGCAACUACCGAAAAACAUGGGAAUCGUAAAGGAGGUAGUUCGGAGAGCCCGAGAGAAGAAUAUCUUGAAGGAAGAGGAUAUGGUGAAACCUAAGAAGACCAAACCAAAAUCUCCUUCCCUGAAGCCAAGGCAAACAAGGAAGGCAACACCUUCCUCCGAUGCUCAAAAGCUUGUUCUUCCACCUAAGCCUCAAUCCAAACCAUCUGACAAAGAUGAGAAGAGGAAGAAAGGGAAAUCUGAAAGAGUUUAUGCAACAACCAUUGUGGAAGAAGAGACUGAAUCAGAUGAAGCAGUGAGAGAAGUAAAGAAGAACGCUACUACUACUAGGGUUGUGAAGAUGCAAUCCUCCAAUGGAAGGAAGAGGUCUCAAGAAGAAGCUACUAUUGUAUAUUUGAAUAAGUAUAGCAGGGCACUUAUUGAGAUUGCAUACGAAGUCCCUAAGAGUCUAUAUGAUAUUUUUGGUAUGAGAAAAGAAGCAGCAAGAAUUGCAGACUUCAGUGAAGCAGUUCAAGAUCCUUCAGUGAUGAAUGUUGAUUCAGAGAAGAAUGUCGAGGAGGUUGGUGAUGAGAAGGCAGGGGAUGUAGAGAUGGAAGAGAAGGAGAAGGAUGAAGGAAAGAUUGAAUAG